GGCAAACGGGCGAACUACGUCCCGUUUUAUAGUAUAAGAAGAAAGAAGAUAUGCGUGCGGCUCUGUAAUUGUCCAUUUAUUCUUAUCGUUUUUCCAUUUUUCACAGUGCACCGAAUAGAAGAUUAAUUCAAGCGGUAGGUACACGGACGCAGUAUCCAUGAUGAGGGCGUGUCAGUUGUUCAAAACGCUUCAUAUCAAGCCAACGCUCGUGACCGGUUUAGAACACAGCGGUGGUUGUGCGACUUUGAGACUGCCCUCGAUUUCGAUCAGAAGAUCUAUGGCUUCCAAGUGUGAUGUUGGUGUCCGCAAGGAAUCCGACACUUUUGGUGAAUUGGAUGUGCCGAGCGAUCGUUACUAUGGUGCUCAAACAGUCAGGUCGACAAUGAACUUUCGUAUUGGAGGCGAAAAAGAACAGAUGCCGUAUCCAGUAAUUGUAGCAAUGGGUAUACUGAAAAAAGCAGCAGCUGAAGUAAAUAAAGAAUUUGGCUUAGAUGCUAAAAUUGCUGACGCAAUAAGCAAAGCAGCAGAUGAAGUAAUCAGUGGAAAACUUUAUAAUGAAGGACAUUUUCCUUUGGUAAUAUGGCAAACUGGAUCUGGUACACAAUCAAAUAUGAACACAAAUGAAGUGAUUAGUAAUAGAGCUAUUGAAAUUCUGGGCGGAGAGUUAGGAUCAAAAAUUCCAGUUCAUCCUAAUGACCAUGUAAAUAAAAGUCAGAGUUCCAAUGACACUUUCCCAACAGCUAUGCAUAUUGCAGUUGCAAUGGAAUUGAACAACUUAUUGUUGCCAUCAUUGAAACAUCUACAUAAGGAAUUAGAUAAAAAAGCAAAAGAAUUCUCUGGUAUAAUAAAAAUUGGUAGAACACACACCCAAGAUGCCACACCGCUAACUUUAGAACAAGAAUUCAGUGGUUAUGUCAGACAACUACAUAAUGGUAUCAAAAGAGUAGAAAAUACCUUACCUCAUCUGUAUGAACUGGGGUUGGGUGGUACUGCUGUUGGAACAGGCUUGAAUACUAGAAUUGGUUUUGCUGAAAAAUGUGCUGAGAAGAUUAGUCAGUUAACCAAUUUGCCAUUCAAGAAAUCUCCAAAUUUCUUUGAAUCAUUGGCUGCUCAUGAUGCCAUGGUAGAAGUAUCAGGAGCACUAAAUGUACUCUCAUGUAGUUUAAUGAAGAUUGCAAAUGAUAUCAGGUUCCUUGCAUCUGGACCUAGAAGUGGCUUAGGCGAACUUUCACUACCAGAAAAUGAACCUGGGAGCAGUAUUAUGCCUGGAAAAGUAAAUCCUACCCAAUGUGAGGCAAUGACAAUGGUGUGUGCUCAAGUGAUGGGUAACCAUGUAGCGGUAACGGUUGGUGGCAGUAAUGGUCAUUUUGAGUUGAAUGUUUUCAAACCAAUGAUUGUGUCCAAUGUGCUAAGAUCUACAAGGCUUUUGGCAGAUAGCUGUAUGUCAUUUACAGAUAAUUGUGUUGUUGGAAUUGAAGCUAAUAAGGAGAGAAUUUCUCAUCUUUUACAAAAUUCUCUUAUGUUAGUUACUGCCUUGAAUCCACAUAUUGGAUACGAUAAAGCUGCUAAAAUCGCAAAAACUGCACAUAAAAAUGGAUCUACGCUGAAAGAAACAGCGUUACAACUUGGAUACUUAACUGAAGAAGAAUUUGAUAAAUGGGUCAGACCAGAAGAUAUGUUGGGACCCAAAUAAUUGAUUUAAUUCAGCAUAGGUGUUAAAUGGCAUAUGUUUUUCUGUUAAUAAUUUUUAAGAUGUUCUACGUUGAUUUGAAAAAAUAAAAAUAAAUUGAAAUCAAUAUUUUUUAGUAUUAA
This is a messenger RNA of Rhopalosiphum maidis (corn leaf aphid), 1812 nucleotides long. RefSeq names its product fumarate hydratase, mitochondrial-like. Gene Ontology annotation, molecular function: fumarate hydratase activity. The record is from RefSeq and is a predicted model, not a curated record. Gene Ontology annotation, biological process: fumarate metabolic process; malate metabolic process; tricarboxylic acid cycle. NCBI's taxonomy places the organism in Eukaryota, Metazoa, Arthropoda, Insecta, Hemiptera, Aphididae. Bases 158 to 1693 code for a protein of 511 amino acids. The transcript is spliced from 7 exons. Gene Ontology annotation, cellular component: mitochondrion; tricarboxylic acid cycle heteromeric enzyme complex.